UUUCCUGUCACUGGAUACUACUACUCCCAGCCCCCUCAGAGCCGCCGAGCCACCCCCCUAGGUCCCAGGUUUACCAGUGGCAAUCGGACUCGCUUCGCUGCAUGUCCGGAGGGAUCGUGGGAAGAGUGGAGACGCCCCGGGAAUUCGGCGAUCGCCUUUUAAGAAGGAGGAAAGGCAAACGAACAAACCAAACCCACCCUCCCUAACAAACAUGAGGCUGCUGGAGAGAGUGAGGAAAGAAUGGUUCAUGGUGGGAAUCGUGCUGGUCAUCGCCGGGGCGAAGCUGGAGCCGUCCGUGGGGGUGAACGGGGGACCACUGAUGCCAGAAAUAACGGUCUCCUACAUCGCUGUUGCAACAAUAUUCUUCAACAGUGGACUGUCAUUAAGAACAGAGGAGCUGACCAGUGCUUUGGUGCAUAUAAAACUGCAUCUGUUUAUUCAGAUCUUCACACUUGCGUUCUUUCCAGCAGCAAUCUGGCUGUUCCUCCAGCUCUUAUCAAUCACACCCAUCAACGAAUGGCUGUUGAAAGGUUUACAGACAGUGGGCUGCAUGCCUCCCCCUGUAUCCUCUGCGGUGAUCUUAACCAAGGCAGUUGGUGGAAAUGAGGCAGCUGCAAUAUUUAAUUCAGCCUUUGGAAGUUUUUUGGGCAUCGUUGUAACGCCCCUGCUACUUCUACUUUUCCUUGGCUCCUCCUCCUCUGUGCCUUUUACAUCUAUUUUUUCACAGCUUUUUAUGACUGUUGUGGUCCCUCUCAUUAUUGGACAGAUCGUCCGGAGGUACAUCAAGGACUGGCUGGAGAGGAAGAAGCCACCCUUUGGCGCUGUCAGCAGUUGUGUGCUUCUCAUGAUCAUCUACACCACGUUCUGUGACACCUUCUCGAACCCAAACAUCGACCUGGACACCUUCAGCCUUAUCCUCAUACUCUUCAUAAUAUUUUCAAUUCAGCUGAGUUUUAUGCUUUUAACUUUCAUCUUUUCAACAAGGAAUAAUUCGGGUUUCACACCAGCAGACACUGUAGCCAUCAUUUUCUGUUCAACACACAAAUCCCUCACACUGGGAAUCCCCAUGCUGAAGAUCGUGUUCGCAGGCCACAAGCACCUGUCCCUCAUCUCGGUGCCCCUGCUAAUCUACCACCCCGUCCAGAUCCUGCUGGGAAGCGUGCUGGUGCCCACGAUAAAGUCCUGGAUGGUGUCAAGGCAGAAGGGAGUGAAGUUGACGAGGCCAACGGUAUAACAACAGCAGCGCAAGAUGUACAUAUGUACAGGCUCGUACAGACGCACCGCUCCCAAGACGACGCGUACCUGUGAAUGUCGCUGCCACUCAUAGUUUAUUUUUUUACUCAAGGGAAAAAAAAAAAAAAAGACAUGCUAUAACAAUUUAAGUGCCUUAAAAUGUAUCUGGCAAGAGCGUUAUUUCCCCAACCUACUUAGUUGGUGGUCACUGCCAGGGAGGUGGUACAGUAUUUUGGAUUUGUUUUGACUUUUUGUUUGUUUGUUAUAUGAUUAACAUGGGAAAAGCCCUCAUAAGUGACCAAAUGCAAAGAUGCCCCGCCUCCUCCCUCCCUCCCUGCAGUGAAGUUCUAGAAUGGUCACACUGCCGGGGAAAACGCCCAUCUGAAGAUGGGGACCAUUUCAGAGCCUGCUCCACAAACAUUUUGCUUCCCCAUUCAAUUAUUGUAUUUUUAAAAAUUUGUCUACAGCUGUGAUAGGCCUCUUCUUUAUCCACACAGCAGCAGCCAGAGAGUGAGUUACCCACAACUCUUGACAUCACACUGUUAGCCAUUCCUUUCAAUCCUUCUCCACCCAGAAAUUUCUCCCCCCCCCCACCUUCACUGCCCCCAGACAAAGGAGGCACCUGCUAGAAAGUUGGGAAUCAAGUGAGUCACAUUUCAAGGCAAAUUAUGGGGGUUGACAUUUCAGGGUUUUUUUUUCUUUUAAAACACUUCCCACCACCAAAAAACUGUGUCCCAUCCCUCCCCACCCCCCACCCCAUGAAGUUGAACAUUCACCCUCACCCUCCACCCAGGGUUUUUACUUUGGUGCCCUACUCCAAAUUUAGUCAGAUCCUGCUUUGAAUUUCCCUUUCUGUUAUUCUUUCUCAACUUCUGUUUAUGAGUGGGAUCAUCCCAUACUCGUCUUUAUCUUUCUGACUUAGCUCACUUAACAUAAUUUCUUCUAGCUGCAUCCAAGAUGGGUCAGAGAAGGUUUUUUAUUAUUAUUAUUACGUAUCAUGGGGUUUUUCCUUCUCCUUCCAUAACUGCUUUCUUACCUGUUUGCCAGCAUAUGCCUAACAGCCAAAGGUGUGCUGUCAAAGUGUCCCAUUGCAUCUGAGAGUAGCCAUGGCCAGUGCUGGGUUCUGUCACAUUCCACACAGAGAGCAGAAACUCUCCCUGUUACACAGAUGUGCUGUGAAAAGCACGGAUGGCCUCCACACAGAGGCAGCCUGUUACCUCCCUGAGCUAAGAACACUUGGGGAAUCUGCAACUAGCGAUUAGUGAAACCUCGCUUGGCAGAUCUGACCCAAGUUUGCAACAUGAGAAAAUGGACAGACCCUACUGUGCUCAGGAAUGAUUGAAAAUGGAAAGGUCACUGAUGCAAAGAAAUGUUACAUAGACUCUCCAGCUGGCCAGGUGCGAGGGGGGAGAAAUGACGCCCUGUGUGCCUGUCUCCUGUGCCCUGGCUGUCACCCCCACCUCUCUCCAUGGCUAUGCCUGGUUUGAUAGUCACGCUGAGGCCACAGUCUGUCCUUAGCUAUUGUUUGUUGUUAUUCUGUUGUUGUUGUUGUUGUUUUCAGUAACAACAGUGACCAGCCACUCCUGCUAAAGGCAGCCAUACUUCUCAACAGUGUCGCUCAAGAGAAGGUUUCUACCAGGUCACUGUUUGUUUCCUUUCUGCCUCUUUCCAAUAUCACUCAACCUCGAAAAACAUCAGAAGUGUCACCUACCCUCAGCGUAAACAUCAAGGCGGAUACCAGACCCUGCAAGAAGACUCUAAGCCGUGUCAGCUGUCUGUCCAUCCAUCCACAGUGUCUGUUGCGAAGCGUCUCACACUUCAGAACUGCAGCGGACACUUGCCUGGUGCUUUUGAUCCUUGCGUGCAUGCAAGGAAGGGGUCCACGUCUGCUUCCAUGUCUUGGUUGCAGGCUGCUUUGACGCUCUCAGUUAGUGGGAUUGUUUGUCAGAACGACCAUCCAGUCUUUCCCCUCAGCAUAACCCUUCACCGACCCGUUCUCCGUCCCAACUUAUCUACCUCUAUUGUCUUAACACCUGGAGUAGGUGUGUUGAUGGGAUGAAAAUUCAACUGUCACAUACUACUUUUGCUUUAAAAGAAAAUGUGUUUUGUCUUCAAAUAAUCUUCACCUAGUGAAUUUUGGUGGCUUUAGUGAUUAUGUUUAUGUCUGGGUUUGUUUGUUUGUUCGUUUUGGACACUUUUGCCAUAAAGGAGAAAAAAAUCAGAAUUUACUUUUAAGUCAUGCUUAUUGGGGUUUAAGACUUUGUGGCUUAAAAUGUUCUGUUUUGGUAUCAGCAAGCUGUGUAUAUGCAUAGCUUUUAGCCUAAAUGUAUUUAUGAAAGAAAUACAUUAGAUGAUAUAUAUGUUUAUUCUUUUUUCUUUUUCACCUGGAUUUUUUUUAAAAAAACAGUCAAUGAUUUGGGUUUUUUUUUUUUUAUAGGUGGUGUUAAUCUUUUUAUGUCAUUUAAUUUUGGAAAUUAUGUGCUUUUAUAAUCCUUUUCUGUUUAAAACUAACAUGCUGUGGCUAAUGUUCUGUGCUUGUUUAUGCUAAAUACCAAAUGUUUUCAGAAGGAAUGGUGAAGUAAUCGAGUGGAUUAUUUAUAAUGGAUGGGAGGAUGGAAGUAACUCUGUGAUUAAAGGAAGAGGCAUUUCACAAAGCA
Molecule: messenger RNA, 3890 nt
Organism: Erinaceus europaeus (western European hedgehog)
Lineage: Eukaryota; Metazoa; Chordata; Mammalia; Eulipotyphla; Erinaceidae
Gene: SLC10A7
Product: solute carrier family 10 member 7
Exons: 12
Coding region: 212-1234 (340 amino acids)
Cellular component (GO): plasma membrane
Source: RefSeq, a predicted model, not a curated record